Messenger RNA from Uloborus diversus, 2095 nucleotides. RefSeq lists its product as uncharacterized. Gene Ontology annotation, molecular function: nickel cation binding. The transcript has 6 exons. The record is from RefSeq and is a predicted model, not a curated record. Bases 242 to 1138 code for a protein of 298 amino acids. Lineage: Eukaryota; Metazoa; Arthropoda; Arachnida; Araneae; Uloboridae.
CCAAUCGUAACUUUCAGAUUUUAUUUUAUGAAAAUAUCUUACAUUAAAAUAACAGAAAUGACGGACUUGUCGAAAUUUUGAUUUCAGUACUUACUUGGUGUGUGCGUUCCCAGCUUGCCAUCUAAGUAGAAAACAUGUGAGAUAUAUUAAAAAAUUUAAACAAAAGUGUCGGUCAAAAAGCAAGUUUCCCCCUUGACAUUAUGUUUCAGUCGGACAAGCGGGUUGAUCUGAAAAUUAUAAAAUGGAGAGAAAAAUUUCAGCCCACUUAGAAUUGCAAGAAAAUGAGGAACAUGAUAUUAAAAAAGAAAAUUUACCUGCAGGAGAAGCAUUAACAUUUUCCCCCUGUAACGUGAUUUCCUGUUUUUACGAAUAUCCAUUGAAAAUUAUUUUACCAUCUUCUGUUUCCGAUGUUUGCUGUCAGUGGUGCUAUCCUAUUACAUUUGGAGGAGGCUUGGUUGAAGGAGACAAUGUGAAUAUAUCGGUUAAGCUAGGAGAAAAAUGCUGUUUGUUGAUGACUACUUUGUCUUUUCCAAAGGUUUAUUGUUGUGAAAAUGGUCUUGAUAGUCAGCACCAUACUACAUACUUCAUUUCUGAAAAUUCCUUGCUUUGUGUGCUUCCAGAUCCUUUAGUGUGUUUUGCAAAAGCUUCUUAUGUUCAAACAGAAACAUUCCACCUUGAGAGUAGUUCCAAUUUGGUUGUUUUGAAUUGGUACACAUCUGGAAGAUAUGCCAGAGGAGAACAGUGGGAUUUUUCAAAACUGAAAAGUGUUUCGUCUAUAUACAUAAAUGGGAAACUCAAAUUUAAGGAAGCAUUGAAUAUGAGAAGUGUACCUACCUUGAGCAUUAAAACAGCUAUGAAAUCAUACAAUAUUUUUGGCACCUGUUUUGUUAUCGGAUCAUACCUGAACACCAUGAGCAGAAAUCUCUUGGAAGAUUUGGGAAAAUAUAGUGGUUAUGGUGAAAAAAGAGAUCCUUCUACAAUAUUUGCAAUUAGUCCAUUAUACAUUGAUGAUAAUAUAUUAACUGGAUGCCUGAUUCGUUUUGUUUCAGAGUCAGUUGAAAAUACUAUGAAGAGAAUUGAAACAAUGUUAGAGCCUUUGUACUCAACUCUUGGAGGAAAUCCUUUUGAAAACAAAUGAAUGUUUUUUACAAUUUCAUAUAUAGCUGGUUUUAUAUUUUGUCAUAAUGCAAGUAUCUAGUCAUGUGCCUUGUUAUUCCUACAUUUUCAUUUAACUCAUCAUUAUUUAUAAUUUUGUAACUGUUAUCCUAAUUGCAGGGGUCGAAGUAGUCCUAUAUAUCCUAUAUUUUCUAUAUUUUCAAGAAAAGCAUCAAAAUUGUUCUAUAUUUCCUAUAUUUUUGAAAAAUGUCCUAUAUUUCCUAUAUUCCCGUUUUUUGUUGUUGUUGAACCAGGAGGACAUUAAUUCUACAAAUUUUGGUGCAUGGUGCACUAAAGGAAAAGAUGAUUUUACCGCUUUUUGCCAUUUUUGCAACUGUUCAGUACCUAUAAGCAAUAGUGGAUUCUCGCAAUUGAGGCAGCAUGCUAAAACAUUCAAGCAUAAAGAAGACUCUGAAAAACGUCAAGAGGAUCCUUCUCAAGCUGUUUGUUCUUAAUACAAGUGUUGAAGGGUUCAGUUUAGAUAUAAAAUCAAAGAACAGUGGAAUUAGUACUUAGGUCAUGAGUGAGGAAGAAAAAAUAAAAACUUUCUUUGUUCAAAUUUUGUUUAAUUAUUUCGUCUAUAAAGUACACUGUUUUUUUUUUUUCAAAAAUUAUUCUUUCAACUAACAGGAAAGUCAUUUCAGAUGUAAGGAAUAAUUUUAUUUGAGGUUUUUUUUUUUAAACAAAAUCAUUGCUAAGAAUAAAUAAAUAAUAUAUGAUUUGUAUUUUCUUUUUUCAUAGCAAAAUUAUUCAUAUAAUGUGUCCUAUAUUUGUCCUAUAUUUUUUGCGAAAAUGUCCUAUAUGUGACAAGUCGGUCACUUCUACCUCUGUAAUUGGUUUUAUAUAUAUUUACUCAAAUAUGUAAGUUAUGCACAAUAAACAAUUUAACUGAAAUGGUUUUCAUAAAUUCAGUUACGAAUGCUUUUGUAAAAUAAAUAAA